Messenger RNA from Anopheles moucheti, 1401 nucleotides. RefSeq lists its product as uncharacterized. The record is from RefSeq and is a predicted model, not a curated record. Lineage: Eukaryota; Metazoa; Arthropoda; Insecta; Diptera; Culicidae. The transcript has a single exon. Bases 1 to 1401 code for a protein of 466 amino acids.
AUGGUUGUUAUUCUGCUAGGAAAUAAUACCUUUGUCUACAACGAAUACAACUUACACCAAUGGCUGGCACACAUUCCCUUCGAAUGUAAGACGAUUGUGCUUUUCGAGCGAGACAGCGAUGCAAAGCAACCUAUGGAAAUGGGACACUAUCUCGCGUCGGUGGUUUUGUGGAAUGUGAUACUGAUCGCCACCAACAUAGAUGCGGUAUAUGCCUUUCACUAUGGACCUUUGCGCAUUUUAAACUACACGGGAUAUCCGGAUUCUGAUGUGCUGUUCUUCGAUCGGUUGAAAACGUUGCAGACCCGACAAUUAAAAUCAGCGUACAUAAAGGACGUCCGUACGGAAACAGGGUGUGAAGAUAUACCUGGAGAAGAUUUAACACUGUUCCAAACGUUUGCAGAUACCCUCAACCUAAAGCUUCAUGCAGAAAACAUCCAAUGUACGAAAAAUGAAACUCGGAGCAUGUGUAUUUCGAGAUUUAGCGAUAGGGAUCUUUUAAUCAACCGAUUCUUUUUUGAGGACUACAACAAAUACACCGUUGCCUGUAUGCAGAUGGAGCAAAUUGCUAUAGCCACUCCCAAAGGGCGGCUACUAACGAUAUGGGAGAUUCUGUUGCAGCCUUUACAACAGCCCGUCUGGUGGCUGCUGAUAGCAAUCUGCAUAGGUUUCAACCUUCUGGAGAUCGUUAUGCCAGGAUGGUUCAGCAACAGCCUUGUCAGUCUGGCGCUGUUUGGGUUUGAAAAACGACAGUUGCGAUUCACAGGAAGUACCGAAAAAAUGAUAGCCACUGCAUUGAUCGUGUUGUUUUUCCUAUUGAAAUGUGCAUAUGAAGCGAAGCUCAUUUCAUACAUCACCGAAACUCCUCGAGAUUCGGGAGCACAAUCUAUUGAAGCGUUGCAUAAUCGCAACAUUACCGUGUAUCAAAAACAUUUCAAUACUACGCACUUUAACAAACUGGAGGGAUUGCUAGCGACCUACGAUGGUGAUUUUAUAGCGUUUGAUGGAUCAACUAUUGCUGACAAUAGAAUUGUUCUAAACUUUGAAAUGAUGAUAAAAGAUAUGGAAGGCAUUCCAUACAACAUACUGGAAGAAAACGUGUUUGAAAUGUUACCAUUUUACACAUUUCAGCCAAAGUUACCCGUUCGACAGUCAUUUUUAAAAUAUCAGCACGCGGUGUUUGAGGCUGGAUUGUCACUGCACUGGCGACAAGACAUGUUUAGCUGUUACGUUUCCCGUGCAAACGUUUUAAAAUUACAAACGCAGGCAAAGCAAUCCAAAAACGUUAUAGAUGCGGACAACCUAAAACCCUUGGUAAUGUUUUUCUCUGUACAAUGGAUUCUCGCGAUAGUAGUGUUUGUAGCAGAGGUGAUCGUGUGGAGACGGCUUAGAGGACAUCACUAA